Crotalus tigris (Tiger rattlesnake) is the source of this 3521-nucleotide messenger RNA. RefSeq names its product phosphatidylinositol 4-kinase type 2 beta (gene PI4K2B). The transcript is spliced from 10 exons. The coding region runs from base 83 to 1534 and encodes 483 amino acids. Gene Ontology annotation, biological process: phosphatidylinositol phosphate biosynthetic process; Golgi organization; endosome organization. Gene Ontology annotation, molecular function: 1-phosphatidylinositol 4-kinase activity. The record is from RefSeq and is a predicted model, not a curated record. Gene Ontology annotation, cellular component: lysosomal membrane; plasma membrane; trans-Golgi network. Lineage: Eukaryota; Metazoa; Chordata; Lepidosauria; Squamata; Viperidae.
CUCUCUCUCCCGAGCAGCGCGCAUGCGCCCUCAGCCGCCCGGCGCCUGAGGCCGAGAGCGGCCGUUGGCUCCGCGAGCCCCCAUGGCGGAGGCCCGGCCGGUGCUCUCCCCGGAGGCGGAGGAAGAGGAAGAGGCCGACGAGGAGCUCCUGCAGCUGGAGACGGAGCCGCCGGCCGUGCUGCUUGCCGGACGGGCGGCGCGGACCGCUCCCGGCGGCGCCGUCCGCCUCCCCGCCGGCCGGGACCCAUCCGAGGCGGCCAGCGAGGAGGAGGAGGGCGACGGCGAGGAGUCGGAGCCGCUCCUGGGCGCGGCGGCGGCGGCGGGCUGGGGUCGGCGGGCCCGUGAGGGGACGGGACAUGUCAGAAGCAUCGCAGAGAUGAACUUCUCCAUGGACGACCCUGAAUUUGCCGAAAUCAUGCAGCAAGCUGAACAAGCCAUUGAAAGCGAAGUCUUUCCAGAAAGAAUCUCCCAAGGCUCCAGCGGAAGCUAUUUUGUCAAAGACUCUAAGAGAAAAACUAUCGGAGUAUUUAAGCCCAAAUCCGAAGAGCCUUACGGUCACCUAAAUCCAAAAUGGACCAAAUAUUUCCACAAACUCUGUUGCCCUUGCUGUUUUGGCAGGGGCUGUCUUGUUCCUAAUCAGGGAUAUCUCUCUGAAGCUGGUGCCUAUCUGGUGGACAGUAAACUAGGAUUAGGAGUGGUACCCAAAACAAAGGUGGUCGGCUUUGUCAGCGAGACGUUCAACUACAGUGCCAUCGAUCGUGCCAAAUCCAGGGGCAAGAAAUACGCGUUGGAAAAAGUGCCCAAAGUCGGCAAAAAGUUUCACCGAAUUGGACUACCUCCUAAGGUUGGCUCCUUUCAGCUCUUCGUGGAAGGGUACAAAGAGGCCGACCAUUGGCUCAGGAAAUUCGAAACCGACCCCCUGCCGGAGAACACAAGGAAACAGUUCCAGUCAGAGUUUGAAAAACUGGUUGUGCUUGAUUAUGUUAUCAGAAAUACUGACAGAGGCAACGAUAACUGGUUAGUCAAGUAUGAAAAACAGAGCGAUGGGACGGAUCUUCCUGAGAAGGAGAUCCAGUGGAUUGAUGAAAAGGAGCCCAUUAUUAAGAUUGCAGCCAUUGAUAACGGCCUUGCUUUCCCUUUCAAACAUCCCGAUGAGUGGAGAGCGUAUCCAUUCCACUGGGCUUGGCUUCCACAAGCAAAGGUCCCUUUUUCUCAAGAGACGAGAGACUUGAUACUCCCUCGUAUUUCUGACAUGAAUUUUGUACAGGAUCUCUGUGAAGACCUUUACGAACUCUUUAAGACUGACAAAGGGUUUGACAGAGCUACAUUUGAGAACCAAAUGUCUGUGAUGAGAGGACAGAUACUUAAUCUUACUCAGGCCUUGAAGGAUGGAAGAAGUCCCCUCCAGCUGGUCCAGAUGCCUCGGGUGGUUGUGGAGAGAAGCCAGGGGGGGACUCAAGGAAGGAUCGUUCACUUGAGCAAUGCCUUUACUCAGACUUUUCACAGCCGGAAGCCUUUUUUCUCCUCCUGGUAAAAGACAAGUAAAGACCUUCGCUUUAGCAAGACCUUCCACUAGUACGUAAAGAUUUCUCUCCCCUCCAAAAAUGCUGAACUGCCAAAACCUCAGAGAGUUUUUUUAUAUAUUGAAUGUAACUCAGUUUAUAGUUUUAUUUAAAAUUGUGAACCUUUUUACAUCAGGGAGACGAGCUUGUCCUAAACUGUAUAUUUUUAUAGACGGUUCAAUGUUUUCUGUUAAUUUAGUUUGGAAAGGGGGCGGGCGGGAAUAAAAGUUUACAGAUGCCAAAGACUACUUUUGACUCAAUUGGGGGGAAAAACAACAACCACAUUCUGUUGCCUACAAUACCAGAAAUUACAGUCUAAUUUUAUAAAUGUAAGGAUUGAAAUGCCUGGCGUUUUACUCCAUUACACAGUUGUCUUUCAGUCAUAUAUAAUCUACUACACAGGACCAAUACUAACCCCUUCUGCAUUCAAGGGCUUGGAGGUGGGUUAAAUGCAUGUUGCUAGUCCAGAGGAAACAUAAUUUGUCAUUAUAGUGUAGUUCUUACAGUUUAUUUGCAUUGAGUGCAGGCAGUUCUAAGUUCCAGUUAACACACACUCCACUGUGUAUUAUUUAAUUUGGGAAAGGAAUAAGGGUUGGUCAGUGCUUCCACCCCACAGUUGCAUGCAGAAUUUAUUGCACAGCCUCUCUCUGCCUUUAUAGAUUUGAGCUCCAUCGGUACUAAAAGAAGAAAAAAAGAAUUUACAAACGUGUGUCUUUUUCUUUGGGGCUCCACCGUUUAAGGAAUCCGGUUCCAAUUUUUCAUUCCUUUUCAGUUUCUUUUGUUUUCUGGGUACAAAAACUGAGCCAUUUACAGAUGACUUUGUUGAUGCUUGAAAAAUAUCCUUUGGAAGGAAAUAAAAGACACCUUUAACAUUGUUUUACUUAGUGCUAAGAAGUAACAUAUUCCAAGAAUUGUUGGUGUUCUGGACCAAGAACGGGAUGGAGGGAAACACUACAAAAAUGAACAUAAGUUAUUAUUAUUAUUUUUCUGAGAUGAUGCGUAUUGAUAAAUGUAUGCUUUGGUCUUGUGAUAUUUUUUUUUUUUUUUGGUCAGGGCGAUGAAUUGGGGAAAUACUGUAUUUUGUUAGAAUAAUAUUUCUGCCGCAAUUUUGUCAUUGUGUUGUGGUUUUGAAACUUUUACCAAAGCCAAUGAAAUUCACUAACUUGAAACCAAAGUAGACAUUUAAUGGUAUGUCAGUGCCUCUUCCUAACACCCAUAUCUUGGUCUUGAGGAGAUGAAAAACUUGCAAAUCAGAAAAAAAUGCUUUUAAUCAUCUUGUUGUCGGGCAAUUCCUCAGCAGUUCUAAACUUUGAAUUUGGCUUUAGCUGAUCAGUUGCAAGAAUAAUAAUCGGAGUAACUUUACACUUACCAGGAAUUUAGUAAAGCUUGUUUUAAAUUUCAGGGUUUGAAGCUCAAAACGUCUGUGUCAAUAAUAGGGGGUCUUUUGGGUUAAAAGUUGUGCCUAGCUUCCUCAGAAAUGCUGUAUCUUUAACUGCAGAGCAAUACUCUCAGCGUUCUUGCAUUGUUGUUUCCUUGAUAUCUCAGAGUUUGUUAAACCAAUGUAGCCUGUUGGGAUAAUUUACUUGACCUACUAAAAAUGUAUAAGCCUUAAUAUUGAAAAUUUACUUGUAUUGCGGGUUUAUAAAUUUGUUCUGAUUUCAGUUUUUUGAUCACUUCCUGCAAAUUAUUUAAAAAGAAAAGAGGAUGGACUUGACUUUCUCAAAACAAUAAAGACCACGGUCUGUGCAGAUCUGCGACAAUUGUCCGGUUACAUUUAAUCUGUUGUUUAAAAACAUCUAGAACAGAGAAUCCUUUUGUAAGAUGAGGUUCAUUUUACCCAGUUACAGUAUUUCUCAUGCUGCUAUCUUACAAUGUUCCUAGCACUUGGUAUAACAAGACAAACACUUUUAGCCAGCCCGAUUGUUUUAUCAUUAAAAUGAAUGGUUUCAAUGAAAAAAA